Messenger RNA from Durusdinium trenchii, 2670 nucleotides. Lineage: Eukaryota; Dinophyceae; Suessiales; Symbiodiniaceae. The record is from the annotation of a GenBank genome assembly.
AAGAGAGAGAGAGAGAGAGAGAGGGAGAGGGAGAGGGAGAGGGAGAGGGAGAGAAGGAGAGAGAGAAGGAGUGAUACUACAUGCCCUCUUUUCAAUGACCAGAUGUUUCUAGAGCAGAAUCAUGGACAACCCUUUGAGCCUCCGAAACCAGACGUGAGUGUCCCGCUGCAGAUGGACGUGGGCAUGUCCACUUCCCGUCCACUUCCUGCCCCUGGUGCCCGUGAUGUUUCCAGGUGAUGCUGUGCCAGGUGACGCUGUGCCAGAGCCAGUAGACGAGACCUUCGCUGGGAUCCUGAGCCGCUGGCGACAACAGUUUGCCGAGUUUCAACGUGCUUUGGGCGAAGCUUCGAGCCCAAGCGAGGUGGUGGAGACGUGGCCUUUGGAAGAUGAAAACCCCGAGGCCUUUGUCCAACGGAUCAAGCGCGAGCUAGGCAUCGAAAGCGGUCCGUUGGGAAGCUUCGAAGAGGGUCUCGAGCUGGGGUCCGGCCCUGGAGAGGAGGUGCCCUUGAGCUCCGCAGAGGUGUUGCGGCAGAUCCAGGCCAUGAGCAGGUCCUUUGAGGCCGAGGCAGUGCUCGACGACGACCGCAAGGCACCCGCUGCUGGCGCGAGAUUGGAGAAGGAAGCCAAGGCUGCUUUGGGACCCGAGGCGAAACCCGAUGACGGAAAGAUUGCGACUGAUGUGGUGGAGUUCGCACCUGCGGAGCCCCAACCACCGCGCGACGACAUCAUCGCAGGAGUCGGAUCCAACGAUGAGGCACUGCUCGGUAGGCUCUUGGCUUUGGAAGCAGAAGUGCUCAGGCUACAAGGCGAACGUUUCCCACAACCUGUCGAGUCUCCUGGCGGCAGGCAGCCAGAGAUGAGUGAAAGUCCCAGACGCCCCAGCCCGCAUGGCGAGGGCGAGCAGCGCCCGACAGAGUUGCCCAUGAGCUCCUUGGGCUUGAGCCUGCUGUCCAACAGCUCGUUGUUCGCCUCGGUCUCCGAUCCCGGUCUGUCUGAAGGUGGCAGAGAUUCUCCAAGCAAGGCGAGCAAGGAAGAGGCGGGCAAGACAGCAGAGAAGCAGGAGGUGGAGCUUGAAGCUGAAAGCAGGCGCCUUGGCGCCGAGGGCCAGACAGAUGAGGGAGCACUUCAAAACAGCACCGGACUCGCUGUCUUCGUCCCGUUUGUGACGUCCAAGAGGGACAGUGCUGUACAGGUCCCAGAUGGUGAGCUCGGUCAGGACAUCACCCAAGCAUCCGAGGUGCCCGUGGAGCCCAAGGAAGGAGGCCUUGCUGUGGAGUUGGAGUUGCCAGAAGCCAAGCCGGCGGCCGUUGGAACGGAGGCAGCUGCUGGAACGGAGGCGCAGGCGGAAGAGGCAUCAGGUGACCGGCCUCCAGAAGCAAAUGGAGAUCGCCCCAACGGAGCCAGCGUGCAGCCGGCAGAGCCGGUGAUCUCGCCAGGUCCUGUGGAGCCAGAGCCUUCGGCGAUGCCAGUGGUAGAGGCGAGCACGGAGAACGCAGUCCAGGCUGGUUCUGGACCCUUGCCCAGCAAGACGGCGGGACCACCUGAAGCAUCAGCGUCAGGGCCGAGGACGCCCUUGUCUCCACCCAGACUUCAGGCCCAGUGGCCCGAUGGCCCGCGCGGCCUGAGCGGUCCGCUGCGGAAGAGCCCUGUGACCAAGCGGGGUCAUUGGAGAGCGUCACGAGGAACAUCCUGGUGGAAUCAGAAGACGGGUUCUGCUGCCUCACACUGUGGCCACCGUCCUAAAGGUCCUUCAGCGGCACACCGCUGGCCCGAGCUGAGGCCAUCCGCGCCUCCGCCGCCGCCGCCGAUGAGAAGCGCAAGGGAGAACGUCUAUCCUCUUGACGGCUAUGCAAACGAAAAUCCACACUUCAACGGCUGUGGAAUUCUGGCACCUCCAGCAUGGAAUUCUGCAGGAUGGCGCCCAAAUGAUGGGGAAGACGAUCAGGGUCGUUUUCUGGGGGGGUUCCGGGCGGUUGAAGAGAUUUGGUGUGGACAUGGUCAGAUGGUUGGAGUGGACGGACGUUGGGAAGUGAAGGUUCGGUGAUGUCUUCUUGCCAUGUCGCUUGUACCUAUGGUUACAGUCACCGUAGUACCUCGAUAUGUGCCAAGAGUUGUUGACGAUGUCAAAACAUGAGCCGAAUUCUGCUUCAAAUCGGUUCUCAGUAAAACCACAACGUUUCUCAUCCUGGUUAGUCUUAUUAUAGUUAUGUUUUGUAUAGAUAUGCACACUUGGGUCUCAUGUACAAGCCAGACAACAAAGCCGAACUUUGAAACCUUGGUGCAGGGAGUCCAGCGAUUGGUGUCUAUAUACUAAAUGUGUACAACGAUUUGCUUUGAUUUGCUGUGAGCUCAUGCUUCACCUGUAAAGCUAAAUGAUUAGAUGACUUAACAAAACAGAGUGCUCCUAAGCAAAAGGUGCCUUCCCGGUCCCAGGUGUUUCAGAUUCUACGCCUUUGACCCAAAUUGGGUUGUUUCCACUGGUGUUUCGCAUGUCUCAAACGAACCAAUGGGUUCUUCAUUGGCGGUUCUUUCCUUUUCUGUUUGACUGCUUUCUGGGGGUUCGUCUUGCGAUGUGAUUUCGGAACUGGGACGGCAGGUUGAACGAGUGCGAUUCACAUGACCCAUGUUCCAGGCACUGGGUAUUUGGGUCCCGUGUUCUUUUCCAUAUAC